This is a messenger RNA of Trichomonas vaginalis G3, 961 nucleotides long. RefSeq lists its product as uncharacterized. The annotation marks the transcript as partial. The record is from RefSeq and is a predicted model, not a curated record. Lineage: Eukaryota; Parabasalia; Trichomonadida; Trichomonadidae. The transcript has a single exon.
AUGAAGUCAGGCAUGAGAUUCUUUGACGAAAGAGAUGACAUUUACAGCUAUUUCAGAGGAUAUGAGUAUGAGGUACUGAAUGAAGUAGAUGAAAGCGUUAUUGAAGGAUAUUUGAAACAUGUUCACGAUGUCAUAUGUAAUGAGGAUGAAGAGCUUUAUGAGUAUGCUUUGAACUGGUUCGCCUACAUCGUUCAAAAUCCUUGUGGAAAGACUGGAACAGUACUUUUGUUAACAGGAAAGCAAGGAACUGGUAAGAAUGUACUUAGUAAUGUUCUAUGCGAGCUCAUUAGCAAGUACGCCAACAAUAAUAUAACGGCAAUAGAGAAUGUGGUUGGUAGAUUCAAUGCUGCUAUUGAGAACAUGAAGCUCAUCGUAUGCAAUGAACUAAGCUCAUGCGAUACGUCUAAGGUCAUGAACCACGACGCACUAAAGUCAAUAGUAACAGAGACUCAGUUGGACUUAAAUCAGAAGUGUCAGCCAGUAAGAAAGAUAGAGAAUGUUUGUAAUAUCAUCAUGAUAUCUAACAACUUCAACUCAGUAAAGAUUGACAAAGACGACAGAAGAUUUGUUGUCAUUGAUGUAAGCAGCAGAUACAAAGGAAAUUACGAAUAUUUCUCAAAUCUCAUUGAAAGCUUUAAUGAAGAGUUUUAUUCAAACUUACUGACGUACUUCAUGAAGAAAGAUUUAAGUGAAUUUGAUGUAAGGAAGAUACCAUUCACCAGGGCUAAACAAGAACUCAUCGAAAUGAACAAAACACCUUACCAAAUGUUUUACGAGGAGUUCUAUGAAAAGUUUGUAUCCGGAUGGAAUUGUACAGAGUGCUACAGAAGAUAUAAAGAAUUUGCGAAGGAGAAUGAAUUCUUUGCAUGUAGUUCAAAUGUAUUUGGUGGCAAGAUGAGAGAAUUUGUGAAGAGAAGUAGAAAGCGAGACGGUUCUGCAAGAAGUUAUAUUUAUGAAGCAA